AUGAUCGCGGACAAAAAACUGUCCGAAUACAAUGCCUUCGGCGUUCAAAGAAGAAACCCUUUGAACUUCUUCGGUACUUUCGGGUUGGCCUUCCUCUACGUUUUGGUAGUGGCGUUAUUCGUCUUCAAUUAUUUGACGGUGACCAGGGUCGCGGUUCUGGAAAAUGAAGUUGAAAAUUUGAAACAGACCUUGUCUGGUGUGAGAUUGCUCGAUGAUAAUCUCAUUAGGGACAUUAUUGGGUUCGAUGAUGAUGACGAGGACACUGAUGCAUUUGAUACCGACCAGGAGCCUAGAAUAGUCGUACCAGAGGGCGGUAUAAAUGAAUAUGUGGAUUACGAAAGUUACGAUGAGAAACAUAACGAUACGAAUCGAGACGAGGACAGAUACACUAAAUUCCUUAAUCGACUUUCAAAAGUCGAUAAUGAAGAUAGGGAAUUUGUGGCUACACCUCAAACCAAAGACGAGAACGAAUCAAUUAGAGAAAAAAGGAAUAUUGUCGCAGCUACAGAUGAUGGAGUCGUUAUUAAUUCAGAAUCUUAUGCCGAGAAGAAAGCGAAAGUUAAUUAUGGGUAUAAUUUAAGAGGGAAAGUAACACAGAUCCCUACUAGGGCAUCUACAAGAAGCACCCCAUGGCCUGUGUAUCCUUACAAAUAUUCGACUGCAGCUUAUUACAGACAUAGACCCACAAAGCCUACAAAAGCUCCAAAUGUUUAUAUUAGGUCGUCAAGGGUUAAACAUUUUGACAAUAAAUCGAAAGCUUCCAAACAGAAAGUAAAAUUGGCAAACCUGAAGUCUUUAGACUCGUAUCUAGACUCCAUUGAAGAUACGACAACUUAUGCACCGCCAAUCACGAUAGUGCGAAAUACAGGUUAUAGACGAAGAAGUAUUAAACAUCUACCAUCUGUCCAUUACAGUGGAGAUACUUCGCGAUAUACGUUGGGAGUACAUGAUAAUUUUUAUGGAAACGAUCAAUUAAGACAUCUAAACGAAACAUUUGUGGAUUGGAAAGCUACAGAAUGGGUGGAAACUUUAAAAAUGCAUACACAUUUCACUAUUGAUAAUGGACAUGUAACGGUGAAGCAAACUGGCCUAUAUUUCGUUUAUGCACAGAUCUAUUAUAUGGAUGCCCAUGACAGAGUGGGUUAUAAGGUCAUCAAGAACGAUAAAGUCAUACUGGAGUGUGCCAUCACCUCACCUUCGAUUGGCGGUGGAAUGAAAAGCAACACCUGUUACACCGCUGGUGUUGAACAUUUUAGAGCUGGCGAUAGACUUGAGUUGAGAGACAUUGAACAGCGAUUAUCCCUAUUUGCGAGUGGAAAAUCUUUCUUUGGAUUGGUUAAACUAGGAAAUAUCAGCAUUUGA
Molecule: messenger RNA, 1362 nt
Organism: Psylliodes chrysocephalus
Lineage: Eukaryota; Metazoa; Arthropoda; Insecta; Coleoptera; Chrysomelidae
Source: the annotation of a GenBank genome assembly